UCAAAGUUCUGCCUAUUUUAUUAUGAUCAGAAACCAGUUGUUCUAAGCCAACCAAAAAAAAAAAAGAAAAAAAGAAUUCUAUUUUUUGGCCACCGUUGGAUCAUCACCGUUGGAUCAUCAUGAUGAAUAUAUAUAUAUAUAUAUAUGUGUGUGUAUAUAUAUAUAUAUAUAGAGAGAGAGAGAGAGAGGAAGGAGUCUGAAGAAGAAGUUUAAUUGGGAGGCAAGUAAUAAAGGGGGACAUUUCAUAUAGAGAGUCCGUCAUAUGGGGGCAAAUGCAAAGCAAGCAUUAGAAAGAAAGUAAAAGAAAGCCGAGUGUCAGUUUUUGGCGUGCAUAACUGAGCAAGGUGCCAUUGGUUUUGGUGGGCAUUCUUGAACGACAAUGGCGGUGUAAGAUUAGUGAGGGUUUUCAAACUUCAACGGUUGGAAAAAAAAAAGAGAGAAACCAUCAAUUUAAAAAGGGAUGAGUGGUCGGCAAGGAAGUUUUUGAUUUAGUUCUUGAUCAAGUUCAGUAGUGGGAGAGUUUUUGUUCUUGGAGAGGUUAGAGUAGUAGCAGCAGCAGAUCUUUGGCCUUUUUUCCAAGAUGAAGUUUAUGAAACUCGGAUCGAAGCCGGACUCUUUCCAGACUGAUGGGAAAAAUGUCAGGUAUGUGGCAAGUGAGUUGGCCUCAGACAUCACCGUAAUUGUAGGAGAUGUGAAAUUUUAUCUACAUAAGUUUCCACUUCUAUCGAAGAGUGCCCACUUGCAGAAAUUGGUCUCAACCGCCACUGAUGAACACAGUGACGGAGUCUACAUUUCUGACAUUCCUGGUGGCCCUGAAGCCUUUGAGAUCUGUGUCAAGUUUUGUUAUGGCAUGACUGUCACCCUCAAUGCCCACAACGUCGUUGUGGUGCGAUGCGCUGCUGAAUACUUGGGAAUGCACGAGACAAUUGAGAAAGGGAAUCUCAUUUACAAGAUAGAUGUCUUCCUUAGCUCGAGCAUUUUCCGCAGCUGGAAGGAUUCAAUCAUCGUUCUCGAGACCACAAAUUCUCUCACAUCAAUGCCCAAGGAACUGAAGUUGGUCGGUCGCUGUGUCGAGUCUAUAGCUACCAAGGCCUGCGUUGAUGUUUCCAAAGUUGACUGGUCAUAUUCCUAUUACCGGAAAAAGCUCCCAGAGGAAAAUGGUAAUAAUGAUCCAAACUGGAAUGGCGUCGUAAAGCGUUCUGUGCCAAAGGAUUGGUGGGUUGAGGAUUUAUGUGAGCUUGAAAUCGAUCUAUACAAGAUUGUUCUUGCUACUAUAAAAUCCAAAGCAAUAGUAUCUAAUGAAGUCAUUGGAGAAGCCUUGAAAGCUUAUGCUUACAGAAGGCUGCCUGGUUUUAGCAAGGGUAUGAUCCAGUGUGGAGAUAUGGUGAAACACCAGACAACAGUAGAUGCAAUUGUUUGGCUGUUGCCUGCGGAGAAAGGCAGUGUCUCUUGUAGUUUCCUGCUAAGAUUGUUGAAAGCAGCCAAUCUCGUGGGCUCUUGUGAUGUGGUUAAGGAAGAACUUGUGAAAAGAAUUGGGCAGCAAUUGGAGGAGGCUUCUGUGAAUGAUAUCUUGAUAAGAGCAGCAGAAGAGGAAACUAUGAUGUAUGAUGUUAACGUUGUGCAGAGAAUAGUGGAGGUGUUCUUAAGGCAAGAUCUGAAUACUGAGAUCGAAUCGCUUGAAGAUGAUGAUCAGCUUCAAAAGAUGAGGCCUGGGAUUCUAUCUGAUGCUUCCAAGUUGAUGGUGGCCAAGCUGAUUGAUGGAUAUCUCGCUGAAAUCGCGAAGGAUCCAAAUCUACCCUUAUCAAAGUUUGUUGAUCUUGCUGAGAUGGUGUCUGGCAUCUCUCGGCCUGCCCAUGAUGGGAUAUAUCGCGCCAUUGACAUGUAUCUUAAGGAACACCCGGGAAUCAGCAAGAGUGAAAGGAAAAGGAUAUGCAAACUGAUGGACUGCAGAAAGCUAUCGGUAGAUGCCUGCAUGCACGCUGUGCAAAACGAGAGGCUCCCAUUGCGGGUUGUUGUGCAAGUUCUCUUUUUCGAGCAGGUGAGAGCCGCUGCAACGUCAGGCAGCAGCACUCCUGACUUACCUAAAAGCAUAAAGGACUUAAACAAUGCGUCUCAUGGGAGCUCAAGGUCGGCGACAACAAACACAGAGGAAGACUGGGACGCGGUAGCAACAGCCGAGGAGCUCAGGGCCCUGAGGGGGGAGCUAGCUUCCUUAAGGUUAAGCAAUGGAGUGGGCGGAAGUGAAAGGAAUGGUGGAGAUGGUGCUAAAAGUGGUGUGGACAAGGCUGCUAUUAGUAAAAUGAGAGGGCUACUCAAGUCCAAGAAGAUCUUUACCAAGCUGUGGUCAAGCAAAGGGGGACAGGGUGAGAACAGUGGCUCCGAUUCAUCAGAGAGUCUCGGUUCCCUCAACCCGGAAGAAGCAAAAUCCACACCGUCCCGAAAUAGGAGGCAUUCGGUGUCGUAGUUGAAUUACCAGACAGAAGAUAGGUCUUGGUCCCUUCUUUUCUCUUUUGGAGUUUUCUCCUCUGUUUAUGACACUAGCAACUUAAAACUAUGGAUGUCUUCUUAUUAAGCAAGAAAUGAAAGUACAUAUAAUUUGAA
Molecule: messenger RNA, 2601 nt
Organism: Morus notabilis
Lineage: Eukaryota; Viridiplantae; Streptophyta; Magnoliopsida; Rosales; Moraceae
Product: BTB/POZ domain-containing protein NPY2
Exons: 7
Coding region: 581-2464 (627 amino acids)
Molecular function (GO): protein binding
Source: RefSeq, a predicted model, not a curated record